GCAAAUGAGGGCUGCCGGUGGAGCAGUGUGUUAUAGUAUUUUCAGAUCUGAGCUGUGGACAGUUAUGGCGACAUACCAUUGUUAACUGUUGAAUCAUUUUGGCGAGAUUUGGGGCUUCUGUGUUGAGGUCCGGCGACAUGGCAAGAUUUUUGGACUUCCCCAGAAAUAUAAACAUCGACAACUGUUCCCAAGUCGAUCAAGAGGAGGUGACCACAGACCUAUUCCCAUGACACUCGGAACUACAAGCAUCAUUCCUCCACUAACACCAGACUUUGCUGAUGAUGGAGGCAGCAGGAAUACGAAGCACUGACCCUCGUCUGAAGCAAUUCAUGGAACGCGUAUCAAAAGAAAAAGACCACGUGAACGAGAAAACAUUGGAGAAGGUAAUUGAUAAUGAUCUGCCUCUAAUCGCUUCUACGUUGAGAAAUCUUCUCGUUAUUCCCGAUUUUCGUUCCUUCUGCAAACAUCUGGAUCAAAUAUUCGAGGAAUGUUCGGACAUCACAUCUGGCAAUGUUGCGUCUUCCGUCCCGGAAUUGGCAAAAGUCAGCCCUAACUUCUGGGGUAUGAGCGUGUGCACUGUGGAUGGCCAGCGGUAUUCGAAAGGAGACUCUACUGAACCUUUUACGCUGCAGUCAUGCAGCAAACCUUUGACAUAUGGAUUGGCUAUGCAACAGUUGGGAAGUGAGACAGUUCAUACGUUUGUUGGGCAAGAGCCCAGCGGACGUAGAUUUAAUGCGUUGAUUCUUGAUGUGGAAGAUAAGCCUCAUAAUCCAAUGAUUAAUCCAGGAGGAAUGAUUGUGUGUGGUCUUCUGAAGUCCUUGGUAUAUGAAAACCACGCAAUUGAUGAUAUAUUGACAGAAAUAAUGACGUUAAUAAAGAAUCUUGCGGCAGAUGAAUAUGUUGACUUCAGUAAUGAAGUGUAUGAAUCUGAAAAGGCAACAGAAUUCCGAAAUUAUGCAAUAGCUUAUUUGAUGAUGGAGAAAAAAUGUUUCCCACCAUCCAUCACCGUGGACGAUGUUCUAACACUAUAUUAUAAAAGUGGCAGCAUUUUAGGAAAUUGUGAAACACUAUCAGUAAUAGCAGCAACAUUAGCGAAUGGAGGAGUUUGUCCACUGACCAAUCAAAUGGUACUGAGGCAAGAUGUAGUGGAAAACAUGCUGUCUUUAAUGCAAAGUUGUGGCAUGUAUGACUAUUCAGGGCAUUUCGCUUUCCAAAUCGGCUUACCUGCAAAGUCUAGUCUUAGUGGAGGAAUGAUGCUUGUAGUUCCGAGUGUCAUGGGAAUAGGUCUGUGGUCACCUCCUCUUGACCGACUUGGGAACAGUUGUCGAUGUUUAUAUUUCUGCGAGCGGCUGCUCGAUUUCUACUGCCUGCACCCGUACGCGCACUUGGGCCAUGCUAUCCCCGCGCGGGAGGACCCGACGCAGCGGCCAGGCCGGCACAAGGAGGAGCACGUCAUCCGAAUCCUGUGCGCCGCCGCCAGGGACGACGUGGAAGCGCUGGAGUGCUACUUUUUGCGUAACAUGGAUAUGAACGUGAGGGAUUACGACGGGCGCUCGGCGCUACACGUGGCAGCGUCCGAGGGUCACUUGGAGAGCGUCCGCUUCCUCAUCGAAGUCUGUCGCGUGGACGUAAACCCUCGAGACAAGCGUGGGCGCACUCCGCGCAAAGAUGCAGAAGACUUCGGAAACGUCAGAGUUGUAAAUAUGUUGAAGCUGUGUAUAUAUAAUAAAUCACAUUUUACUUUUCUUUUGAACAUUAUUGUUUUAUUAUAUGGGGGGAAGUGCAUAUCUCAUUUUCCCUGA
Molecule: messenger RNA, 1802 nt
Organism: Gryllus bimaculatus (two-spotted cricket)
Lineage: Eukaryota; Metazoa; Arthropoda; Insecta; Orthoptera; Gryllidae
Source: the annotation of a GenBank genome assembly